UCGGUUGUGUUUUGGGUUUCCGCCUUUUAUUCUUCAUGUUGCUAGAUUUGCAACAGCACAGUCACCUAGAGAACAAUUAACGAAUUAAAAACUUAUCUUCUCGACCUUAAUCAUUGGAUUUUCGCUUGGGCGUUGAAAUCAACAUGAAACAAGUGGUUGAGUAUCUCAGUUCGUCUAUUGCAUUUUCAGAUUUAAGAAUAAGCGCUGAAGCUUUGUGGGAGAGAAAAGUAUACACUUAUAUUGGUUGUGUCGGUGUGUCACUAUAGUCUGAAUUCACGUUUGAUGUGAUGUAGAGUGAUUUAAUUGAUCGAAUGAGCCCGAAUUAAGUGAACUUAUUCUGCUAAUUAGUGCAUUAAGGCAAUGUGACAAUGUCUGAAGAAGUAGGUUUAGUUUUUAUGAAUCUGAGCCUAUUAUUAGACGAUAUAUGCGUAUUUUUGAGGGAUGGCGUGAACAAAGAAGUAUUUUCCGCUGACUUUCAAAAGAAAGCUGAAACUUUAAUAAAACGCUCGAAGGUACAAUUACAGCAAAUUUCAAAUCUUUCAAAUGGAGAAUGUUAUAUGGACAUGGAAGAACAUAAAAAGGAGGAAGAAACUGCAGAAGAAGAAAUUUACACUGAUGCUAAUGAGGAAAAUGAACCGCCGGUGAAAAUUAAUGAAGUUUGUCCUUUUGUUGGCUUACCUGCAAAAGAACUACCUGAGAGCGAUAAAUGUGGAUUCAUUGAUAUGAAAACGAAAUUCAUAUUUGGAUUUGACUAUUUGAAAAGAGUGUAUGCAGUAGUACAUAUGGGUUGGUUUCUUAUUUAUACCAGUAAUAGGGACUCUAAACCAACAUAUACUUAUUCGCUGAAUUUCCAUAAAGCUCAACCAAUGCCGAAACCAGGAGAGAAUGAAACACAGUUGUUCUCUUUAACCAACAGUGAAACUAAUGAGAAGUUAAAGUUCUUAGCUCUAACUCACAAGGACAUGCUUCAAUGGAUAGCUAAAAUAAAUGAAUAUCAUCAAAAGAAUGAUAGGCAGCCAAAUAGAAUUGAGAAAAUGAUAACAGUUGAAAAAAUACCUGAAACAUCCAGUAACACCAAAGAAGAAGAAGUUUCAGAAGACGAUGAGGAAAAUUAUGAUAUUGUAGUAUUGAAAAUGAAUGACACCAAAAAUGAUAUGCAAAUGGAAGCAGAAGAAGAAGAAGAAAUCUAUGAAGUUAUAGGGCCUCAAAGCUCAGAAAACAGCCAGCUUAUUUCAAUGUCUAAGCCUCUCGAAUUACCAAGUCUUCCCAUAAGAAAACAACAAACACCAUUGCCUCCAUUACCAGAUGAAAAUGGCUCAUCAGAAUCACUUGCUUCAUACGAUAGUCCAGUUGUUAUUGCAGCUUUGGAUAGAAAAUCUAUUAUUUCGGACACAGCCUCAUUUUCUGAAGAAGAAGAGCAAGAAAUUUACGAUGAGUUGGUGAUUGCAUCACCAGUAGAACUGAGGAGUAUAGGAGUACAAAAACCAACAUAUCUGCCGGAUCCACCGAAGAGAGAAGAAACUUUUACUUCGGUAAUUUCAUCUUUGAAGGAUAUGAAACAGCAAAAGGAAAAACCGAUUCCCCCAAAGAAGCUCCCAAUUGAGAAACAAGUCUCUAAUAAGUCUAGCCAGUCACCAGUCAAAGAAACUCAAUCAUUGAUCACAAUGAGGAAACCAUUCAAGCCAUCUCUAAUUAAUAAUCAAAUUCCACCAGAUCUGAAAGGUGGAUCUUGUGCUAAACCUAUACCGCCAUUCUUAACAAAACCAAAAAUUGAUGUCAAACUCAUAAAAUCUUCAGCUAAUUCUAAACCUUCCACUAAGCACGUUAUGAAGUUAGCCAAAGAAAUGAGUUUGAAAUAAUAAGUAGUUACUUCUAAACAUUCUCAAUACAUAUAGAUAUAUUAGGAUAUUCUGUUCGUUAUUUUAUAUAUUUUUGAUAAAUAAAUAAAGUCAUUUUUAAACUAAU
Messenger RNA from Harmonia axyridis, 1965 nucleotides. RefSeq lists its product as uncharacterized. The record is from RefSeq and is a predicted model, not a curated record. The transcript has 6 exons. NCBI's taxonomy places the organism in Eukaryota, Metazoa, Arthropoda, Insecta, Coleoptera, Coccinellidae. Bases 369 to 1859 code for a protein of 496 amino acids.